UCAUUAUUGCAUAUUCCUAGUCUCUAUUUUGUCUCAGCGGACAAGAAAGGUCACUGUAUUCAAGCACUCGGUCCGUCAUCGGACAUCCAGAAAAUCAGAGUCCGUGUCUUACAAGUCCGUUUGCAAUGCAGAUCUUGAAUUCACCGCUUUCACCACCGAUUUUGUCGGCCAAAGAUUCAACUCGCGGAAUGGUCAGAUCUUCACGAGAUUAUGUUCGUGUCGGAACACAGAAGAAUCACGCUCCGACACAGUCUUCCUUCCACAAUCUCUGUUCUUGUGGAAAAAGGCAUUUCCUUGAAGCCACCGCUACGACGCCGUUUCUUCCCAUCCGUCCCUCCUUGCACGCUUCCGGCUCCACUGCUUCCGGCUCCAUGGUUGAUUCCCCUUCUCCUUGUCUUGUUUCGUAUUUCAUGGAUAUGGACAUGAGGAACACAACGCAUCCUCGAAGGCCAGAUUGGUAUCAAGGGUUUUUCGCUUGGUUUCUAUCCAAAUUCAUGGCCUCUUACGAGGCAGAGGUUGCGAGUUACAAGAUGAAGCUGUUUGACAAACUGGUGGGAAAGGCUGAGAAAGUGUUGGAAAUCGGCAUCGGAACAGGACCGAAUCUGAAGUACUACGCUGGUAAUAAGAAUGUUUCUGUUUAUGGUGUGGACCCGAAUCCCAUGAUGGAGAAAUAUGCUCGCGAAUCAGCUGCGGAAGCCGGUCUGGAACCAGAGAAAUUCAGAUUUAUCCAUGCAGUCGGAGAAUCGAUACCAUUAGACGAUGCAUCCGUUGAUGCAGUCAUUGGGACACUCGUCCUCUGUUCUGUCUCAGAUGUAGCUCAAACACUCAGUGUUUCCAUGGUUUUGUAUUCUUCAGAGAUAAAGCGAGUGCUUAGACCAGGAGGAGCCUAUCUUUUCAUAGAGCAUGUGGCUGCAGAAGAUGGGUCGAUUCUGAGGUUUGUGCAGAAUGUGUUGGAUCCAUUGCAGCAAGUAGUUAUGGAUGGAUGCCAUUUGACGAGACGAACAGGAGAGUACAUUUUGGAAGCUGGCUUUAAUGGCGGCCAAGAAAUCAACAAGAUCUCUGUGCAUAGCAUUCCACAUGUGAGCUCUCAUGUUUAUGGUGUCGCCCACAAGUGAAAAAAAAAAACUCAGAGAGGACGAACAAUGUUAUAUUCAAAGGCACUCAUUGUCUUCUUCCUCUGUCACUGUCACGGCAAUGGAAAACAUCGACAUUUGUAUA
Messenger RNA from Tarenaya hassleriana, 1218 nucleotides. Its product is annotated as methyltransferase-like protein 7A. NCBI's taxonomy places the organism in Eukaryota, Viridiplantae, Streptophyta, Magnoliopsida, Brassicales, Cleomaceae. The transcript is spliced from 6 exons. The record is from RefSeq and is a predicted model, not a curated record. Gene Ontology annotation, molecular function: S-adenosylmethionine-dependent methyltransferase activity. Bases 126 to 1115 code for a protein of 329 amino acids.